This is a messenger RNA of Mytilus californianus (California mussel), 1658 nucleotides long. RefSeq names its product von Willebrand factor D and EGF domain-containing protein-like. The record is from RefSeq and is a predicted model, not a curated record. The transcript has 9 exons. NCBI's taxonomy places the organism in Eukaryota, Metazoa, Mollusca, Bivalvia, Mytilida, Mytilidae. The coding region runs from base 1 to 1419 and encodes 472 amino acids.
AUGACUGUAGAGGAAGUGCCAGACAUUAAGAUAGUGUUUCCUACUGGUACAUCGGUUGCUGUAAGAGUAGCUAAUGUUAACUUCUUAGACAUAGAAAUCCGACCUUCAGCUGAUGAUUUCAAUAAUACGGAGGGUCUAUGUGGAACUGUUACUAACAGUUGUGGUGAUGACUUUCGAUUACGAAAUGGAAAUUCAAUAAUGAAUUCAAAAUCGAUUGCAUGGAUUAGGCACACGGUUGAUUCAAUGAAAAGUCGUUGUUUGUCGGAAGUUCAGAAAAACGAGACAUUAAAUGACCAACCGAGUGAAGAUAUACCGUCAAUAACUGAAUCAGUAAUAAUGGCUAUUUGUCCAGGUCUUCCUGAAUGCAAUGGGAAUGGAAAAUGUGAUCAUGGUGUAUGCGUUUGCAAUGAAGGAUUUAUGUCACAAGAUUGUUCUAUGACAAAGACAGUACCACCAGAAAUAUACGGAGUUAGAGGAAAUGGUAUAUGUGAUAGGAAUGAAAUUAAUUGUGAUACAGCAUUUGUUGUUGGAAAUAGAAUAGAAGAAAGUGACGAACUGUCUUGUAGAAUAUCUAAAUAUGUUAUUCAUCCAGAUGGCAGUAAAUCAUUUGAAGGAACAACAAUAGUACGUGGGAAUGUAGAAACACUCGUAGAGGUACACUGUCCUUUGAAAAAUCCAAAACAGAAAAGAAGCGUCGGAAAUACUGGUAAUAUUCAUUUUGUUGAAGUGUUUGAUGUCAGUGUCAGUUAUAAUAGGGAAGAUUUCAGCGACCCAGAAAGAGUGAUUCUUAUGAAUUCCAAAUGUCAACAAAACAAUGGGACCACCACUGAGCCUAAUUUUGUUCUGAAGGAUGAUACCUGUUUUAUCGAUAACCAGUGCCUCUUGGACAAGGAACCUAACCCACAAAAAGAAUAUCUGUACUGUAAUGCACCAGUUGAUCAAUUUCACUGGACUUUUGAUGAUAGCGAAAAUUGUAAAGUAGAAGAACAAUAUUUUAGCAGGAACAACAUGAUAUUUGACAAAGAAUGCUUAUUAUGCAACCCUGAAAUUACGUCUUAUAAUUGGACUCUCAAAGAGAACUAUUGUUUUAUCGAUGGUGUAUGUCUUCCACAUGGUGAGAAGAAUACGGUUGAUGAGUGUUUGUUAUGCAACACAAUAAAUAACUUUUUUGAGUGGACAAAGCAUGAUGAAGUGUGUAUAACAAAGGUUGUCAAACCAUCUGAUACCGAGAGGUCGUCCAGUAAACUUGGAUUGAUACUACUGGGAUCUAUUGGUAGUGUAGUAAUCCUGUUCAUUGUUGGUUUUAUUGUUAAUUGUUAUGUAAAAAAUAACAAUAGUCGUUUGAAGAAGAAAAGCACAUACGAAGCUGAUGAACAUUACGACAUGAGGAGGCUGCCAAGGUUGAAACUAAAAAACUGAAACGCUCCACCAAUAUGAUUGUUUGUUUAUGUAGACACAAAUGACAAUUGUACAAAUUUGAGAAGUAUUUGUUGAAAGAAUCAUCACCAUAAAAUGAACAUUUAUUAAGUAUUGUAUAUAUAUUACUCUUACUACAUAUGAUUAAACAUCUUUAUAAUAUAGUACCAACAUACGCAAACUGUUCUAUAAUUAUAGUAAUUGAAUCCGUAAAACAUACUAUAUUAUAAAACAAUUUUUUA